AUGGGCCCGAUGCCACAAGUGGGCCUGCUAGAUGGAAACGAUUGGGUGAAGCGAGAAAGAGCAAUCGGAUGGAAGGGAGAGUGGCCGUGGGCGGAAGGCCCGGGGACGCAGGCGGGGCGAACAACAGGGGGCAGGUGGAGAGCGGCGGACAAACGGUGGAAAGCGGUAGUGAAGCCACACGCAAGGGGGACGGGGCAGGCAGCCAACAAGCGGGAGGCAGGCUCGGACAAGGGCAGGUGCGAGGCAGCAGGCACACUGAUCCACACAGAGGAGAACGCGCGUGCGAGGAAGCCAGGGCCAGGCGAAAAGGAGGGAGCGAGGGAGGGAACGCACGGGCAUAGGAAAGCAGGGCGCAGGCCGAUACUAAAGGGCAAAAGAAGGGGAGGCAGCGGAAAUAGCAAGGAGUGGAGAAGGGGAAAAGACCGAGCAGGAGGGGAGAGGGUGCCAAAGGGGAGCGGCAGGGCCCAAAUAGAAAAGGACGAGGCUGAAGAAAACAGGAGGACGAGGGAAAGGGGCCGAAAAGAAAAAAAGGACACAAGCAGCCAGGGCGGAGCGGAACGCAGGCCCGAAGAAGGCAGACCAGGCGAGAAGGAGAAGGGCCAGAGAAUAGGAAAGGGGAGUCGCGGACAGAACGGAAGCCAGCCAGGGCGCGACGGCGAGGCGCCAAGACAGGGAUGCAACAAGGAGGAGGGAGAGGCAAGGGAAACAGCAUCAGAGCGAGCCGGCGAGAUGGCAACCGGGAAAAACAGGACACACAGGCCGAGAGCUAAGCAGGGACAAAAGGCCCCUCCAGGGGGGCGAAAAGGCCCAGGGAGCCGACAAGGGGGCGAGUAUGCCACAGAAAGCCCACAAAGGCCGCAGAGGAACCCGUCGGGGCAGCGCAGGACAAGCUGCAGCAGCACAAGGGGCCACAGGACACAGGCACAGACUGUCAGCAGGCGGCAGCAGAAGCAGGCCUCAGGUAGGAAAGGGGAGCAGGGCGAGGGCGCAGGGGGGCAGGGGCCAAAGGGGGCAGGGAUAGAGAGGGCACAAGGGGCAAAAGAAGGGGAAAAGCAAACAGCCCAGGGGGCAAAGGGGUCGAAAGCGGGCGCGGGGGCACAGCUCCAGGCUGUCAACAAAAACGGCAACCAGGGCUCGGGCAGGCAACGAAGUGCAAGCGGAAAGGCUCAGUGGACACUAAGGGUGGGUGGACCGGGAGAGCGGUGCCAGCAGAGGGGCCCAAUGAGCGGCGCAGAACCCGAGGGCGGGGCAGGGCAAGGAGAUGGCGGCGCAGGCCAUACGCAAGCCGUGCCGCACAAGAAAGGCGGGGGCAAAUAG
Asparagus officinalis (garden asparagus) is the source of this 1317-nucleotide messenger RNA. Its product is annotated as ribosome-binding protein 1-like. NCBI's taxonomy places the organism in Eukaryota, Viridiplantae, Streptophyta, Magnoliopsida, Asparagales, Asparagaceae. The coding region runs from base 1 to 1317 and encodes 438 amino acids. The record is from RefSeq and is a predicted model, not a curated record. The transcript has 3 exons.